AUACGUCAAAACUUAAAGCUCAAUCCAGAUGUACGCGAUGCGAUUCUACAAACAUUGUUCGAUGUUUCGUACGCUACACGAUUAUUGAAAUACACUCAAUAACUGUCUAGAGUUGUGACGAAAUUACAGUUUACAAGCUUCCCCAUUUUGUUGCUGGUUACUCAAUCCAAUCGCUCCGUUAAUUAGCACUAAUGACUUGUUGCGAGGUUAUUUUUCGUUGUGAAUAACACUCCGCCCUAGUAGCUUACGACUCUUAGAAUGUCCAGUUCAGGUAACAGCGUAGGUUGCGUGAGUGAGGUCACUCUAGCUAUUAGUAAAGAGAGGAACUCGCAGCCUGAUGUCUUGCGAACGAUUGACAGCCCAGACUCUGAUGGAUCUGGUCAUUCCAACUCCUUUACCGUACAGAGAUUCAAUUAUCCUAAUCAGACCAGUCCUAACAGGAACACCGAAGCUCGUUAUCAACCGUCGUCUAAUAGCGACUUGAGAAUACCAAUUGUUGGCUACGAAGUUAUGGAGGAACGAGCGAGGUUCACGGUGUACAAAUUGCGUGUUGAACCGAGACUUGGAGAAUGCUGGUUCAUUUUCAGAAGAUACACAGAUUUUGUUCGACUUUUGACACAGUUGAGAAGACAAAAAGCUUCGACCUCCCAUUUAUCUUUACCACGAAAAAAAUGGCUUGGAGAUAAUUUUGCACCUAGCUUUCUCGAAGACAGAAUAAGAGGGCUACAAAAUUUUGUAAAUGGUAUUUUAAACAACACCAUUCUCAUACAAAUACCAUGUGUGAGAGAAUUUUUUUGUCUGGAUGAGCCACCUGCACUUUCAGACACUGUCGAGGAAUCUCGAGCAAUUUUCGAGGCCCUGGAAGACACAAUUUAUCAUCUACGCCAGCAACUUAGAGAGAGAGACGCUGCUCUAGCUAUGGAAUCAGUUAGAACUAAUGAACUGCGACAAAAACUACAACAUAUCAUAAGCGUAACACAAACAUGUUCAAAGUGUGGGACCUCACAACCAUUAACAUCAAUUGAUUGAUGUUAAUUCUAUUACCAAUUACCGUGAUAUUUUAGUAAGUAAGUGUUAUGUUACUGUUCUUCACGUUAUGGAUGAUUAAAAAUAAUAUCUAGUUUUUAUAUUAUUAUUAUUAUUAUACGUAUCUAGUAGCUAAAGGUACUUGAAUCUUUACGAAAACUUUAUAUCAGAGUCCACCUAUACAGGAAACGUUGUUAUAUAAAUUUACACGUGUAUAGGUAUGUUAUUAUUAUUGAUAGGGUUUUCCAAUUUAUGUUGCUCCAAGAAUACAAAUCUAAUACGUAUUCGCACUUGAAAUUUUUAUUGAGAAGACUGAUAUGCGCUACGAAGGCUUACUUCCUAUACAUUGCAUCGCCAUAAAUUUGUCAGUGAAAAAAUAACUUACCAGCCGCAACAGGUUCAUCGAAUUUUACAGAUCGUAUAAAAUUUGCAAACUCACUUUUGAAUGUUUUACAACUUGGUGAAACAGAGAUAAAGGUGACGGCAUAAUACGCUCAAUAAUAAAGAAAAUAAAUGCAAAACCCUAUUUUUCUGUAACGUUACUAUAGAGUUUAUAGAAUAACUAUAUUAUAUUAUAACAUAUCUGCAACGGAAAUUUUCGAGGCAAUAUUAUCGUUAUAAAUAAAAACCAGCAACUUGACAUGGGAAGUUAUUACACGUAAUAUAGCGGUGAUAGGUAGCUCUGAUAACAGGCUAUGAGGAUUUGUACGAUUUUUUUGAGACAUUUGAAUAUUUUGUCUUGUUUUUUAGCUGACUUAACCCACGGCCGUACUAACUUCCCAUUUAGGAUAGGAAUUAUUUUAUUUAUUGAAAUUUUAUAUAAGUUGGCUACAUUGAAUUUUUAUAAAAGGUAAACAAAAAAAUCACACUAGUUUUAGUAUACCUUAAUGAAUUGUUCUUUAUUGUUGUUUGAAUAAUUCAACGAAAUAUCAAUUAUUCGUUGAUGGGUAGCAACGGUCGGAUGUCUAAUUAAUAUAAGAUUUACUGAAAAAUUUGUGGCAUACAAAUUGCAGUAACGACUUUUAUGGCUUCAAAUAAUUAUCGCUGGUCAAAAUCAUUAUCUAUUCGUCAUAAAUCACACUCUUUCGUAACGCUUGACAUAUGCAGCUUAUUCAAUUUUCCUUAUAAUUCCAAAGAUAGUAGAUAUAUUUUCUCACCUAGUUAUUUUAGGAAUAAAGUUGCGUCACUAGAUUGAAAAAAAAUCACAUUUGCAUAGACAAAUACCAAAUUCCACGCAGGCGUUACUUCGAUUUAAAAAAAUUGCAUUUGAUGAUACAUCAUCAGGAUAAACUGUCAAAUAAUUUUCUAGUAUUAUCAAUUUUGUACAACUGAUUAUUAUUUCGUAGGAGUUACCCGAUACGGGACCAUAAAUGAAAUUUGUACUUUACAAACUGUAAUCAACAAUUUGUAUGGGUUGUACGCCUAAAGUAUUAUUAUCACGAUGUCAGCGUGAGUGAGCUUUACACAGUUCAUAGAUUUUACGAAAACACCUUUAUAAUUGAAUUAGAAUCAUGGAAACAAUACCCAGUGAUUAGUGAAUUGAGUAAAAACUAUCUGGCAAGUGGUAAUAUUUCUAAGCUGAAUAUAAAUAAAUAGACGUAUAAGAUUUAUUUUUAUACAUUUCAUAAUGGAAGUUUGAUAUAAGGUGUUAUAAUGCAAUGUUUUCGUGCCUUAUGAAAUAUAUUCUAAUGCUACCUGUUUGGAUGAAAAAAAUAGCACCAUCAAAAAUUCCAAUUUUUAUUCCAAUACAAUCGGUAUAAAAAUUAAGAUGGUUUUGUACUACAAUGUUUUGCCUUCGUUUUCUAACAACCAGCCUUUAAAUAGAAAAAAUAGAAAAAUAAAAUCACGAGAAAAAUCGAGUAUCAUUAUCUAUAAUGUACGAUUUCCAUGCUCAAGCAUAAUUGAAUUGUCAAUAAAAAGAAAAAAAAAGAUUCAAUAUUAA
Molecule: messenger RNA, 2968 nt
Organism: Neodiprion fabricii
Lineage: Eukaryota; Metazoa; Arthropoda; Insecta; Hymenoptera; Diprionidae
Gene: Snx16
Product: sorting nexin-16
Exons: 5
Coding region: 259-1029 (256 amino acids)
Biological process (GO): endosome to lysosome transport; early endosome to late endosome transport; protein targeting to lysosome
Cellular component (GO): early endosome; late endosome; extrinsic component of endosome membrane
Molecular function (GO): phosphatidylinositol binding
Source: RefSeq, a predicted model, not a curated record